Phragmites australis (common reed) is the source of this 575-nucleotide messenger RNA. Its product is annotated as protein EGG APPARATUS-1-like. Bases 99 to 335 code for a protein of 78 amino acids. The transcript has a single exon. The record is from RefSeq and is a predicted model, not a curated record. Lineage: Eukaryota; Viridiplantae; Streptophyta; Magnoliopsida; Poales; Poaceae.
UUCCCUCUCGCUAACAACACUUGUCCCAGUGACCGAGUCGUCCUUCUUCUUAAACCGUGUUGCAGGCAAAGCUGGCUGAGCUCCACCAGAAGCUAGCCAUGGUCAACAACGCAAGCGUGGUGGCCGCAGGGCUCAGCCUCGUCGGGGGCGCCAUUGGGGCCUACUUCUUCUGGCCCGCGGCGGCUGGGGUGGCCGGGGCGGCCGCCGCCAUGAAGGCGCCCGGCGCCGCCGGAUUCCUCAUCUCCCGUGCGGCGUUCCUGGCAAACCCGCAGCUGUAUUUCCAGAUCCUUCGCACGGCCGGCGCCGCGGCGGCUGCCGCAGCUUUCGCCCUGUAGCGAGUACGCACGUCUGCAUGAGUACCGUUCCUGUGUUCGCCGCGUUGCAUACAACGCUAAUAAUGGAUCUAUCAAUAUUAUCUAGUUUUUGAGAGUGUUUAAGAGGUGUGGAUCUAAGUAAUGUAACUAUCUAGUACUAUCUGCUUGGUGUCACGGUACUCGUGUUUGUCCUGUUGUCGAGUACAUCUAAGUAUGCUAAUUAAUCUGUUCAAGAACCUUCUGCUUACUAGAUUAUUGUUA